Schizosaccharomyces octosporus yFS286 is the source of this 798-nucleotide messenger RNA. RefSeq names its product Rad6. Gene Ontology annotation, biological process: proteasome-mediated ubiquitin-dependent protein catabolic process; protein polyubiquitination; DNA repair. Gene Ontology annotation, cellular component: HULC complex. The coding region runs from base 134 to 589 and encodes 151 amino acids. NCBI's taxonomy places the organism in Eukaryota, Fungi, Ascomycota, Schizosaccharomycetes, Schizosaccharomycetales, Schizosaccharomycetaceae. The record is from RefSeq and is a predicted model, not a curated record. Gene Ontology annotation, molecular function: ubiquitin conjugating enzyme activity. The transcript has 5 exons.
UCAUUUUCUUGCCUUUUCCAACAACAUUUUAAAGAUAUCCAUCCAUUUUAGUUGGUUCAUUAGUACAUUCUCUUGUUCAUAAAGUAUUUUUAUUUCAUUUCGUUAGAGGAAUUUUUUCUUAUUGUCGUUAGAAAUGUCUACUACAGCCAGAAGACGUCUCAUGAGAGACUUCAAGAGAAUGCAGCAAGAUCCUCCCGCAGGUGUUUCUGCAUCUCCCGUAUCUGACAACGUUAUGCUUUGGAAUGCUGUAAUUAUCGGUCCAGCAGAUACUCCCUUUGAAGACGGAACUUUUAAAUUGGUUUUGUCUUUUGACGAACAAUAUCCGAAUAAGCCGCCUUUAGUAAAGUUUGUUUCCACAAUGUUUCAUCCGAAUGUGUAUGCGAACGGUGAGCUUUGCCUGGAUAUCCUACAAAAUCGAUGGUCUCCGACGUAUGAUGUGGCGGCCAUUCUGACGUCUAUUCAAAGUCUACUGAAUGAUCCGAAUAACGCUUCCCCGGCGAAUGCUGAAGCAGCGCAGCUUCAUCGAGAAAAUAAGAAAGAGUACAUACGUCGCGUUCGGAAAACCGUAGAAGAUUCCUGGGAGAGCUAACUGCGGUGUUCGUUCUCCGUUGAUGCAUUCCCUCUAUCCUAGAAAUGAUUUUUAAAGACUUUGUCCUUGUUUCCUUGUAUUAGAUUAUUUUACCUCAUAAUUUUGGAAAUCCGCUGCUAAAUUAUUACCAUAUAUCUGAAUGUAUUAUAUUAUUUAGAGGUAAAUUUAUUUUGUCUGAGGAAUUCACACCAAGGUUUGUUAGUUUGUAG